CGGCGCCGCGGCCCGCGCGGAGCGCAGCGCGGUGGGGCGGCGGUUGAGGAGGGGCGCGCUCAGAUUCCUCAUGAAGCAGCAACCAGAAAUAAUCCUUUAGGGAAGGUGCUGUACUUGUCAACAUUGGGUUUUAAUUAGCUGGAAGACAAGAUGCCUAUUUACACAGUUCCUGCCAGGAGCCCUGCUGGGACACGAUGCACAGCCACUUUCCAGAAGGCUUCCUCACACAAUAGCCUGGCCAGCAGUAAAGCUUCUGGACAGCAGCUGAGGUCACAGGUUUUGGGAGAAAAGGAUGGGCUGCCUUCAUGUCCUAAGAAUAAGGCUGAGGAAGUAAAUAGGACCUAUGUGAUUUCAGCUUGUGAAAAAGUGAACGAUGUGUCAACUUCUUUUAAACUGGAAGGCAGAUUAACACUCCAGAGGAGAACUGGAGCAAGUAAAAACUCAGUGUCUGGUAGUGACACAACACAGAAUACAGAAGAACUAGAAACAGAGAAAAGACUUACUCUGCGGAGACGUGUGGGGACUGCCUCCACAGAGGGGAGUACAAUUAAUCAGAAUAUCGUGCCUAGAAAAGGAAAUGGUAACUUUGAUGCACGAGGAAAGGACAAGAUUACACUUCCACACAAUAGUAAGGGUACAGAUGGUGUUAAACCAAACUUGAAGUUAACUGAGAGUCAGUCAAGUACCAAGUUGCAGCAUAACCUGAACAGCAAGGAUACCUUUGGUUUGGUUGGUGGUGUCUGUGAAAAUGCUAUCAACACAUGUUUAAAAGAUAAGAUAAGCACUGCUGACACAAAGUUUCGAAAUGAAGUUCCUAAAUCAGAAUGGUUCAUUACCUCAAAAUGUACUGAUAGGCUGUCAGGAGAACAACAGAAUGAAAAAGGCAAUAUAAAUAAGCUAGCUGGAAAGCAAAGGGUACAGCACUUGAUGAUAAAACAGAGCAGCUUAGAAAGACCAAGGACACCAGCAAAAUAUUUAACAGAAAGAUUUACACUUACACCAAAGAACAGCACUUCUCAAAAUCAACCAUCUCUCAAGCCAGCCUCAAGUGAACGAACACCUCAUCUGCAAGUUUCAGCCAAGAAUCUCCCUACUGUCUCCAGCUCUCUUCCUGUGGGUACAAGUUCAGAAACAAAAGUGAGCACAGAAACUUUAGCUGAGAGCAGCAGUACUGGGGAAGAUGUUUUCAAAGUGAAAAACAGCAAAGUGAUUGUAGCUGUGCGGGUGCGGCCCUUCAGUAACAGAGAGAAAACUGAAAGCUCAUUCCCUGUGAUCUACAUGAAUGGUUCAGAGACAAUUGUACGAAAUCCGUCCACAAACCAAGUUUACAACUUCAGUUAUGACUUCUCCUUCUGGUCUUUUGACAAGGAUCAUCCUAAUUUUGCAAGCCAAGCAAUGAUUUAUAAAACUUUGGCACUGCCACUCCUCGAAAGAGCUUUUGAGGGAUACAACGCUUGUCUUUUUGCUUAUGGGCAGACUGGCUCUGGAAAAUCGUACACGAUGAUGGGAUUUGAUGAAGACCAAGGAAUAAUUCCAAGACUUUGUGAAGAUCUUUUCAAUCAAAUAGCUCAAAUGGACAAGGAACAGGUUUUGUAUCAUCUUGAAAUGAGCUUCUUUGAAGUAUACAAUGAGAAAAUUCAUGAUUUGCUUGUCUUUAAAGCUGAAAAUGGACAGAAGAAACAACUUCGUGUGAGGGAACAUCCAGUGUUAGGACCAUAUGUGGAAGGCCUGACAGUGAAUGUUGUCCGUUCUUACUCGGAUAUUCAGAGUUGGCUUGAACUAGGAAAUAAGCAGAGAGCAACAGCUGCAACAGUAAUGAAUGACAAGAGCUCUAGAUCUCAUUCUGUCUUCACCCUUGUCAUGACACAAACCAAGGUAGAGUUUGUGAAUGAAGAAAAGUGUGAUCGUAGGCUCACCAGUCACAUAAAUCUAAUUGAUCUAGCUGGCAGUGAGUGCUGUACAAAGGCUCAGACCACUGGAGAAAGGCUGAAGGAAGGUGUGAGUAUCAAUAAAUCACUGUUGACCCUUGGAAGGGUUAUUUCUGCACUGUCUAAACAAUCUCAAAAUGGAAAGAAAACUUUCAUUCCAUACCGGGAAUCCGUCCUUACUUGGCUGUUAAAGGAAAGUCUUGGUGGCAAUUCCCAGACAACCAUGAUUGCCACGGUGAGUCCAGCUGGCAGCAGCACUGAGGAGACGCUCAGCACCCUUCGCUAUGCCAAACAGGCUUGUUCAAUUAUCAACAUUGCAAAAGUGAAUGAAGAUGUAAAUGUCAGACUAAUCAGAGAAUUAAAAGCUGAAAUUGAAAAACUGAAGGCAGCUCAGAAAAGUGCUCUGAACACUGAUCGUGAAAAAUACAGGCGUUAUUUGCAGGAAAUAACAUCUCUGAGGGUGGAAUUGCACCAGCAGGAGCGGAACAUGGCUGAAAUGCAAAGGGCCUGGAAAGAAAAACUUGAACAAGCAGAAAAAAGGAAAUUGGAAGAUAUAAAAGAAUUGCAGAAAGCUGGAAUUGCUUUCAAAAUGGACAAUCGUUUACCAAACCUUGUCAAUCUCAAUGAAGAUCCUCAGCUUUCUGAGGUGCUGUUAUAUAUGAUCAAAGAAGGAGAAACUACAGUUGGAAGAUGUACACAAAAUUCAAAACAUGAUAUCCAGCUGUCUGGAGUGCUGAUUGCUGAUGACCAUUGUGUUAUUAAAAAUACUGUUGGCCAAGUAAGUAUUAUUCCACUGAGAGAAGCCAAGACAUAUGUAAAUGGGAAAUGCAUUUUGGACCCAACAGUUCUGCAUCAUGGUGAUCGAGUGAUUCUUGGGGGAGACCAUUAUUUCAGGUUUAAUCAUCCAGCAGAGGUUCAGAAAGUUAAAACACCUUCUUGUGGGACUUCGUAUUUGCAUGAUGGUCCAAAAGAUUUUGAAUUUGCAAAGAAUGAGCUGCUUAUUGCACAGCGAGCACAGCUUGAAUCAGAAAUUGAAGAGGCACGACUCAAAGCCAAGGAAGAAAUGAUGCAAAGUGUCCAAAUAGCAAAAGAGAUGGUUCAACAAGAACUGACUGCACAAAAAGAAGCAUAUGAGAGCAAAAUAAAAUCUCUAGAAGCAGAGGUGAGAGAAGAAUCUCGUAAGAAGCAAAUCCAAGAACUGAAUAACCAAAAAGCCACAACUAAAAUACAGGAGCUGGAGAAGGCAAAGAAAAGCCUUGAGCUAGAACUCAACUUCAGUAAAAAGCGUUUAGAAAUGGAGACCUUAGCUACCAAGCAGGCUCUAGAAGAACAUACUAUUCAUCAUGCAAAGAUAGUGGAAGCUCUGGAAGCUGAGAAGCAGAAGAUUGCUGAGGAAAUACACACCCUUCAGAAGAAUCAUGGAAGUGGGAAUAAACCAGUCAUGAUUCCACUGAACUGGAAGUCUCUGAAGCUCUCUGUGAUGAUUAAAGAGGCAAACACCAUUAGCAAUGCAUUAGGGAAAAACACUGUUUUCUGCAGGCAUGACAAAAUUGAUGAUAAAACAGAAUCAGUGUCUUCUAUUCAGGUGCAGGUUCGUAAUAUCAAACUGGGAAUAACAACUUUCUGGAGCCUAGAGAAAUUUGAGUGUAAACUAGCAGCAAUGAAAGAACUCUAUGAGAGUAAUGAUAGAAAUAAAGCUGUUGUUGAUGUGUUUUAUGAUCCUGCUGAUGAGUGGGAACCUGACCUUUCAGAUAGUUCCAUUUCCUUGCUUUCAAAAAGAAGAAGUAGAAGCUUCAUGAAGAACAAGAGAAUUUCUGGAUGUUUGUCUGAGAUAAAAUUGCAAUCUAUUCAGAAUAAACAGACUUCCUACAUAUCAGAUUCACUGAACAAGCCCAGCAUAUGCUCAAGCACUUCUGAAUUGUUUCUUCCUGGCAUUUGCAAGGAAUCAAUAAGUUCAGCUUUAGAUUUGCUGGAACAGAAUCAUGAAGGAGGAAAAAGCAUACCAGAUAGUCUCCUAACUAAUUUGUUUAUAAUUCUUUCUGGAGCGUCUGCCAUUUCAAAAGCUUAUGAACAGCAAGAUGAAGAAUGUCAGGAAAACUUUUUCUCUCUUGAUCGUGCUGCUCAGUCCUACAGCAUCAGAAUUGUCUCUGCAUUUGACCAGAUUGUGGUUAUAAGUAAACUCUGGCUUAAUAGUAUCCAAAAGUGUCCUGGAUCUAGAAAAGUUGACGAAGAAAUGAAACAGGAAAUAAAGAACUUGGGAGGUUAUUUACAGUUGCUGUUGCAGGGGUGUUCUUCAGAUAUAUCCUCGAUGGUAACAGAAGCAUGGAGCAAAGUAAACCAAACGGUAAAACAAACAAUGAAAUAUGUAGGACACAUGGCAGUAGUCACAACAACUGAUAUUUCAUUUCCUGAAGAGAACAACAUUCCUGCCUCAAGUCUACAGGAAUUUGUACUUGCCAUUUAUGAUGGAGUAGGCUCAGGACUGGAGUGUCUCAUUGAUGCUGUACAGGAGAAAGCAAGAAUAGCACAGAAAGAACUUGUGAAACAAUGUCCUCAAAAUGAGAUUCAAAAUCGAAUAAAGGAUAACGUGAUGGCACUAGCCAAAUUCCUUGAAAAUAAUAUGCCUUACUGCAGAAAGAAAGAAACACAAUCUCAGUUGCCAGAAGACUCUCUAUAUAAAGAAAUAAAGAAGAGCACUAAGAUUGCUGUGAAGUAUUUGGAAUUGGAGCAGUGCCUGACUGAAGUCUGUCAAAUUGUCUCUUCCAUGUUACAAGGGUUGUACAGAAACACCAGCCCUCUCAGGAGCUCUGCAGAAAAUAUUUCUGUCAUUGCUGGAUAUUUUAACAACUAUUUCAGUUUAUUUGCCUUGUCUUCUGCAAACAACCCUAACCAGAAAAUGCAUGUGCCUUUUAUGAACCUGGAUGAAUUGGACUCUCUGGUUGAUUCCCUUAUUAUGAAUUUUGAACUUGAACAAGGACACCCAUCACUGCAAUCUCAAAUUAUUCAUAAUGAAACUACUGAGACUCGAGGAGGGCAUGUUGAAACAGAUCAGGUUGAAUUUGCUUGGAAAUGGAAUGGGAUUCCAGAAUGCACACAGACUCCAGAGCUUUCACCUGUGCCCAUACAUCAGCAGUGAGCCUGUGCUGCAUUAACACAUCAUCACGCUUAGCUGAGGCCCCAGCCAUCCAUGGAUGUAAUGCACUAUAAGGUAAGGUAUAUUUAUAACUAUAGGCCAGUGUAUCUAGAAAUUAUCAGUGCCAAGGAGCUGGCAUCAUAGCCAAUAUUUAUUAAAACACCUUUCAUUAACUGUUAUUAAUGAAAUUAAGAUGUUUACUCCCAGCAAGUAACUGUUCACACAGUACUUUCACUUACUCCAUCACACUUCACUUGCACCCACAAAUAAAAAUCACUCGUGGCUACAAGGCUGGAGCAACAACUGUGAGCUUCUCAUUCUAAAGUGGAGGCUCAGAUUGGCUUUGAUGGGACUUUGAUGUGCCAGGCACCUCAACUGCCUCUUUUUGGUUACUGCUGUCUAGCUACUGUUUCUUCAUCCACAGCUACAGGUACCCAUAGAACUGUUCACACACACUUACCCAGACAGAACUUUCAUGGUUUGGGCUGAAACUUACUCAGUGUCUGAAGUCAUGCUUCUGCUAAAAGCACUAAAUUUGAUCUUGAAAGGCUUUGGAGUUUUCAAAUCUACAGCCUUCAGCUCCAUGACACUGAAAGAAACUGUGAUUGAACAGUCAGGAGCACGUGGGAAGGGUGGGAAGUACUAUGAAGAAAUGUUUAGACACCUGACUGAAAUGUAUAGUUUUCUGCAGUUAUUAUGAAUUUACUUUGUUAUAUGUAUUGAUGUAAUUUGUGGGCUGUUGUGUUGGUGUGGGUGUUUUGUUCAGAUUGCUUUUUUUUUUUUAACGUUGAUUUUCUUCUUUUUCCUUCAGGAAAUUAUUCUUCAGUCAGCUUUCAGGUAAAAAGUAACUGGAACUAUAGGUACUUGACCCAUGGGUUUUAAUGACUGACGUAAAAGGAGGGGGGUUUUGUUUUAAUUUAACUGUAAAGGAGGGGACAGGGUACUCAGACUGCUGUACGCUCAUUUAACUGGAAAAUGUAAAACUACAAAAAAUCUAACAAAUUAAAUACAUUCUCUUUACAAUAGAAGUCACUUUAAUAAAUGAGUAAGAAAUAGUUAUCUGUUCCAUACUUUAUUUUAAAAAUGGUAUUAAUUAAUAAAAAGACAUAAUGGUUCUGAGAGUACCCAAUGUUGACCUAUCUUUAUUGAGACACAUUGUGUGUAAAUGACCUUUUAGAAGAAAGUGCAGUCUAGCUAUGCUUUUAAAAGAAUUUGUAUUAGUCUUAGAAAUUAAGGAUAAAUAAACUCUUCUAGUACUUGCUUGGAAAUUCUAGAUGAAGGAAAGCAGCAAGCUGCAGUUUAGAUUUAAUUUGAUCCAGUAAUGGCAUCUGCAUGCAGAAGAGGAGACUACAUCUGAUUCACCUUUGCAAAUACAAUCUGCUAUUUUUGGACAGGCUGUUCUCAUUCUUCAUUUAAUUAAAAAUACUGUGAUUUGAUGAGUCCUGUUACUUUUGUAUGUUUUGCAGCUUUUAUGAUUUCAAGGUGGGUUUUUGUUUUGUUUAGUUUUGGUUUUUUAAAAUAUUAUUAUUUUAGGACAGUAUUUUAAUUCCCUUCCUAGCUUUUGGUAGUAUCCAAGAGGGUUUAUACCUUUCCCCAAGAACUGUGUUUUUUUGGUUUUUUGUUUUGUUUUGUUUUUUUGAGUCUUGAUUUUUAUUUUUUUCUAUUUAAAACCCCCAACAAUUGCCAACUUUUCUUUGUUGUAUUCUCUUUUUGGUACAUGUAACAAGAUCUGGUUGUUCUUGAAUUUUUUUCCUGCCCCAUUUUCGUUUGUUUGUUGUUGUCUUAGUAUGUUUGUGUUCAUGAGUAGCUUUGGCUUCUAGGACAGGAGACAGUUAAAAUAAUCUAAUCAAUUUUCAUAUGAUUUGAUCAUUGCAGUGGAAACAGGACAAAACAGAUCUUCUGAGCUAAAUGCUUCAUUAACAUCAAGCACCACAAGCAACAUUUUGAAUGUGAGCUAGAGUGGCUCACCUCUGUCCUGGUGGGAUUCUGUUCUGGGGCACCCAGCCAGGAUUAUGCUGAUGAAAUACUCCUAUAGCAACUGGUGAAAGUCUCGUUGCCAGAGCUGAUUGUGUAACUCUCUAUCCAUAACCAUUUGCCUUUUAUUAACACUUUAUAAUUCUCUCACCAGUUUUCAUUCUGCCUCUUGCCAGCACUCUCCCUGAGCAGCAUUCUCAGAAGGACAGCAGUGACAUUUUGUACAAUUUUAUAGUUGUGGAUUUUUUUUCCUCUCAGUUUAGGAAAGUUCUGCUGGCUAUGCCGUGUGUGUUUCCCAAAAAACGUGGUAUGUGCUGCGGUGUUUUUCCCUUCCUCGGGGUUUUUUCCUUGCCCCGGGGCUGAGAGGAUGAAGCCGUGUGCCAGCGGUGCGCUGCGAGGGCUGUGCUGCUCCCGGAGAGCCGCUGGAUGGCGGUGCUGCCCAAGGCGAGGGCGCUUUCCAGCGCUCCUGAGCUCCAGAGAACAACUUUCCUGCUACACGGCCCCUUAACUAUUUGACAGCUUAAAGCACAGCUGUAAUCUAUGCACAAAAAUACCUAUUAUCUCACACUUAUUUUUUUUCACAUUGUUAGUUUAGAAUUUAUUUUUUUUUUCUUCAAGUUAUUAUUAAGGAAAAAAACCCAUUAAUUUUGCUUGCACAUAAUACAGUACAAUAAUGAGUAAAUUUCAAAAAUAGCAUGCUUAACUCUACAAGCAGUCUCGAGAAAUAGCUUUUCCUGUCAUGUUCUUAUGAAUAGCGCAGGAAAAAAAAAAGCUCAGAUUUAAUACUGGGAUAUGUAAAGCUAGGAGAGAUGAUGGCUAGUAAAGCAAAUUUUAUGCCAUUUUAACUACUUUCUGAAGCUACUUCUAAUUACCAAAAUGCCUAUAAAUAAACUAAUUUGCUGCACAGGGGCUUGGGUGAUUCCUUUAUUCCCCUUUGUGUCUUCCACAAGUCACAUAAUGGGUCAAGAAUAA
Molecule: messenger RNA, 8007 nt
Organism: Oenanthe melanoleuca
Lineage: Eukaryota; Metazoa; Chordata; Aves; Passeriformes; Muscicapidae
Gene: KIF14
Product: kinesin family member 14
Exons: 31
Coding region: 151-5064 (1637 amino acids)
Biological process (GO): microtubule-based movement
Molecular function (GO): microtubule binding; ATP binding; microtubule motor activity
Source: RefSeq, a predicted model, not a curated record